GACACUAUUAAAAAUAAUUAUAACGAUACGACAUUUAAUAUCAUGCAGAUAGUAACGUAAUAGUAGAUUUUAUUGCGCAUGUGAAAAUUUUGUACAGUAUUUAGCAAAAUUGAUAUGCAUUUACUAUGUCUAUGGUCGUCUUACUUUCCCAGAUCUAUUGAACCCGCCAUUUAAUAUAUUUCUAACCGAAUAUUUCGGCAAAGAAACUAUAAAAAGUAUAGAACACUAAAUUAAAAUAUUUAAAGGGAAGGCGUCGGAAAAAAAUAUUUAUAAAAUGUCAUCACGUUACAGAGAAUGGGAUCUCUCUUGCAAAGUUUAUGUUGGUAAUUUAGGUAGUAGCGCAAGCAAGCAUGAAAUUGAAAGUGCAUUCAGUAAAUAUGGACCUUUACGGAAUGUUUGGGUUGCUCGAAAUCCCCCAGGAUUUGCGUUUGUUGAAUUUGAAGAUCCUAGAGAUGCUGAAGAUGCUGUAAGGGGACUUGAUGGAACUCAUUGCUGUGGAACUAGAGUUAGAGUGGAAAUGUCAUCAGGUAGAAGUCGUCGUGGUGGAGGAGGACGUAGACGUGCUUCAAGAUAUUCAAGAUCCCGAUCACGCAGUCCUCGCAAGAAAUCAAUAGGCCGAUAUGGAAGAUCACGUUCACGCAGCCCACGCAGGAGAUCAUUAACACGCAGUCGCAGUCGAGAUCGUCGUUCUCGUUCAGACUCACGUGAUAGACGGUAUUAAAUCUCAAUAAUACCAGAGAUCGCAAAUUGGACACACAAAUUAGAAAUAUUUUGCCCUUAGACUUCACGCGAUAACGUAAAAUUUUUCGAUUUAUACAAAUUUCUGUUAUAAACGUGUGACCAACUUCCUAAUAUUUAUAUUUUCAGCGUCGAAGAUAUUUACUAAUAAUAUCUGAUUUUUAUACAUUUUUCAAGAGCGCCCAGAAAAAGAAAAAGUUUUGAUAACUUAAUGUAAACAAUUAAAUUUCGAAAGAAACUUCGAUGCUAUUAUUAUGCACAUUUUUCUUUGUUUAUUUUAUUCAUAAAUAUGUAUGUAUGUGUGCAUUAUUCAUAUACAUAAAAAUAUUGUUCAAAAUGAAUAUUACAUGUGAAUUAUGUUUUAAAAAGUACGAAUGGAUACAGGAAAUUGGAAAAAUCAUAACGAAAAAGCAAAAUAGAAUUGUAUAUACAUAAUUCAAGAGAGAAAGCGCUCAUUUUACCUUCGAUACAAUUUUGCACAGUUUAUUUAAAAAUCAGACAUUAACAGAACUAAUAUAAUCGAAUACGUAUAGAAGUAAAUGUCAACAAUAUUAUUUGUGUUUAUUGAUUAUCAAAUACACGACUUGAAUAAUGGCAUUUAAAAAAAGGGAAUAUUUUAUGCAAUUAAAUAGUUUUUCAUUUAUUUAUAA
Messenger RNA from Ceratosolen solmsi marchali, 1388 nucleotides. RefSeq names its product RNA-binding protein 1. NCBI's taxonomy places the organism in Eukaryota, Metazoa, Arthropoda, Insecta, Hymenoptera, Agaonidae. Gene Ontology annotation, molecular function: RNA binding. The record is from RefSeq and is a predicted model, not a curated record. The transcript has 5 exons. The coding region runs from base 275 to 721 and encodes 148 amino acids.